Messenger RNA from Lichtheimia ornata, 987 nucleotides. RefSeq lists its product as uncharacterized. Gene Ontology annotation, cellular component: fungal-type vacuole membrane. Gene Ontology annotation, molecular function: transmembrane transporter activity. Bases 1 to 987 code for a protein of 328 amino acids. Gene Ontology annotation, biological process: transmembrane transport. The record is from RefSeq and is a predicted model, not a curated record. The transcript has 3 exons. Lineage: Eukaryota; Fungi; Mucoromycota; Mucoromycetes; Mucorales; Lichtheimiaceae.
AUGGAUGACCGAUAUGCUAUUGCUUUAGGAGGUCUGAUCACUGCCUUAUCAAUGAUGCUUGCUAGUAUCACUAAUGAGAUUUGGCAGCUGUGGAUAACUCAGGGGAUCUUGGCAGGCAUCGGAUCGUCUCUCGUUUACUAUCCUUGCUUGAAUCAAACAAUGACCUGGUUUUCAUCAAAAAGAGCUGUAGCAAUUGGCCUAUCCAUGUCAGGCAUUGGAUUUUCAUCUAUUGCAUUCACCAAUAUUGCAACGGCAUGCUUUCAGACCGUGGGAUAUCGUUGGGCGCUUCGUGUAUUUGGGUUCAUUGCACUUGUAUUGUGUGCGAUUGGCGCGAUUUUAUGCGUUAAACUCAAUCCUAGACCCAAAUCAGCCGUGAUUCCUUUACUGGAUCUUUCAGUGUUCAAGUACAAAAAGUUUGUUAUUUUGAUCAUCGCUCACUUUAUUGGCGCCUUUGUUUUCUAUAUCCCUGAAAGCUUCAUCGCUCCUUAUGCACAAAGUUUUGGCGUGGAUCCAUUCACAAUCGCAAAUAUCACAGGGAUCAUGGCUGUCUUCAAUUCGGUUGGCUCCAUCACCCUUGGGCUUUUGGCAGAUUACAUCGGCCGCUUCAACAUGGCAAUAUUCGUUGGGUUGCUAUGCGUCGUCAUGCAACUUGGUGUAUGGUUUACUGCGGCGACCGUAGCAAGUCUUUGGGCAUUCUCCGUGGUGUAUGGAAUGGCAUUAGCAACGUUCAAUAGCCUAUUGAUCACUGUGAUCGUGGAUUGUGCAGGGAUCGAACGCUCUGAAGUUGGCACUGGUUGGGCUAUCUUUACGUGGAGCUUUGGUGCUCUCUUAGGACAACCUUUGGCAAGCAGGAUAGUCAACCAAACUCAAGUCCCCAACUAUCGCAUGGCUAUUGUGUUUUCCUCUGUCAUUUUCUUUUUCGUUACAUGCUUGAUGCUGGUGCUUAGAAUCAUGAUUGGCGGCUGGAAGGUCUUUAAAAAAGUGUGA